Molecule: messenger RNA, 3179 nt
Organism: Astyanax mexicanus (Mexican tetra)
Lineage: Eukaryota; Metazoa; Chordata; Actinopteri; Characiformes; Acestrorhamphidae
Gene: ddx61
Product: DEAD (Asp-Glu-Ala-Asp) box helicase 61
Exons: 14
Coding region: 844-2304 (486 amino acids)
Biological process (GO): cytoplasmic stress granule assembly; P-body assembly
Cellular component (GO): P-body; cytoplasmic stress granule
Molecular function (GO): RNA helicase activity; ATP binding; mRNA binding
Source: RefSeq, a predicted model, not a curated record
AGCGAUGAACGUCUCAGCGCGCGGCCAUAUUUACUUACCAAAAUUCAGGACGGAAGAGACAAAAGGAUAAAGCGAAUCUGCAGCCGGAGAGUUUCUCACGAAUAAGGGCGAGAUUUGGGUUCGGUGAUUCUGUGGAGACCGAUUAAAGCCUUUGAAUUGAGAAGGUGGCAGACUUCAGAGACCAGGAUUUCCCUCACUGUGGAGUUUGGGGAGUCAGCAAGCCAGAGAGAUGACAAAGGACUGAUCAGAGCAGAAUUAGAUUAAUUCUGUUUAGACAUUCCAACUGAAAUUUACCUGAAGGACUAAUUCAGUUGGCAUAAUUAGAGCAUCUUCCUCAUAGAGAAGCAAAUUUAAGUCUUGAAGAGCACAAUCUGAAAUAAGCAUUUCUGAGUGUGAAAAUCUCUUAGGCUCUUGAAUCUAAGCAAUAUUGAAAGGAUUGUAACUCAAAUUUAAAACACAUUAACAAAAUAUUAAGUUGAUUUAAGACGAGCAAAAAAAAAACAAAAAAAAAACACAGGCAACAAAAGUAUAUGUGCGCUUAAAUUCAUAAGUCAGAUUUAAAUAGUUUUGGAAUUUUUGCAGCAACAGGUUAUAUUUAUUCAUAUAAAUACUAUUUUCUCUUCUUUUGGGAGAGUUUUAUUGUAAACUACUUUCAUGUGUCAGCCCUCUUCUUUUCAAGAGGUCUGCACGUACAUGCUAUAGAGGUACAGAAUACAACUGUUUACACAGUAGAUCACUGAGAUUAACAGAACAAGUGAAAGGACAGAAGCACCAGCAGCAGCUAAAAGACAACCUGCAGCAAUCUAUAGUCCGUCUCAGGAGUUUUUUUUUUUUUUAAAUAAAAUGGCCACAGCAAGAACCGAGCUAUUUGCUUCAGCUUUGGGACUGAGCAAACAGAAUGGACAGUCCAGGCCACCGGGUCUGCAAUCAGGGCCUGUCACUGGCAUGACACAACCAGGAAAAGCACUUGGUGACUCUCAAAAAGGAAGCAGCAUACCACAGACCAGUGGUGGUAUCAGAUUUGGAGAUGACUGGAAAAAGUCCUUGCAGCUCCCACCAAAAGACACAAGGGUGAAAACUUCAGAUGUUACUGCAACUAAGGGGAAUGAUUUUGAAGACUACUGCCUUAAGCGUGAAUUACUAAUGGGCAUCUUUGAAAUGGGUUGGGAGAAGCCAUCUCCUAUCCAGGAGGAGAGCAUUCCCAUUGCCCUGUCAGGAAGAGACAUUCUAGCCAGAGCCAAGAAUGGCACAGGGAAGAGCGGAGCCUACCUCAUUCCUCUGCUAGAGAGGAUAGACUUAAAGAAGGAUCACAUUCAAGCCGUUGUCAUGGUGCCGACUCGUGAAUUGGCUCUACAGAUGAGCCAGAUCUGUAUCAGCAUGAGCAAGCACCUAGGUGGAGUGAAGGUCAUGGCUACUACUGGUGGCACCAACUUGAAAGAUGACAUCAUGCGCCUGGACGAGACAGUUCAUGUUGUGAUAGCUACUCCAGGCAGGAUUCUGGACCUUAUAAAAAAAGGAGUGGCCAAAGUUGACAAAGUCCAAAUGAUGGUAAUGGAUGAGGCUGACAAGUUGCUCUCUCAAGACUUUGUUGUGCUCAUUGAAGACAUUAUUAGCUUUCUGGACAAGAAUCGUCAGAUUCUGCUCUACUCUGCCACCUUCCCUGUCAGCGUACAGAGGUUUAUGGCUAAGCAUCUCCGAAAGCCCUAUGAGAUUAACCUGAUGGAUGAGUUGACUCUGAAGGGCAUCACUCAGUACUACGCCUAUGUUACAGAGAGACAAAAAGUGCAUUGUCUCAACACUCUCUUCUCCAGGCUCCAAAUCAAUCAGUCAAUCAUCUUCUGUAACUCCACACAAAGAGUGGAGCUUUUGGCUAGGAAGAUCUCACAGCUGGGUUACUCCUGUUUUUACAUCCAUGCAAAAAUGAUGCAGGAAUACAGAAACCGUGUGUUCCAUGACUUCAGAAAUGGCCUGUGUAGGAACCUGGUCUGCACAGAUCUUUUCACAAGAGGAAUUGACAUCCAGGCUGUCAAUGUUGUCAUCAACUUUGACUUUCCCAAAAAUGCAGAGACCUACCUUCACCGUAUUGGUAGAUCAGGAAGAUACGGGCACCUGGGUCUGGCCAUUAACCUGAUCACUUCAGAUGAUCGUUUCAAUCUGAAGACCAUUGAGGAGCAGUUGGUGACUGACAUCAAACCUAUUCCUGGCUCCAUUGAUAAAAGCCUGUAUGUGGCAGAGUUCCACUCCACCAACCCUGAUGAGGAGGAGGAGGAGGAGGAGCCAAGAGCAGAGAUUAAUGCACCGUAAUGGGACAGUGGAUGAAUGGUGACUGGCAUAUUACACGUCUUCUGCUAAACACAGGCAGGCACAAGGAUGAAUCCUCUUCCUGUUGUGUUACUAGUUUGUCAUUUCCUCUUACUUGCUGACUUCUUCGAGCUCUCAAAUUCGCACACAGGGUUACUGACACUGUUAUGACCAAAGGCAUUACAUACGCCAAAACCAUACCGCUAAGGUGUGAUUUUUGUGUUAAGAAAUCUGCACAUAUUCAGAACCAAUGUUUAUGCCCUUUCGCUUGUUACCAAAUAUGAAAAUCCACGCCAUAUGUGUGGUCUCUGUGUGACACCUACCUCACUCCAAACUUCUAAAAAUGUUACAAGCUACAGGAAUACCUGCUUACAGUUCCAGCAGUCUGUUAAUGUCACUGCAGGUGCCUUAGUGAAGCCAGCUUGUGAAUCCUAUGGAAUCAAGUGCCCUGAAAGACAUAUUUCAAAUUGAUCAGGUCACUUUAUUUCUACAACUUGUUCUCUAAAAAUACAUUCUAAAAGACAUUUUUGAGUCUCUUUCAUACUGAUGCAGAACACCCCAUGCUGUCUCUGUCUUGUCAUGUCCAUUUUUUUUCUUGGAUAAAACAAUGCAAAAUAUGUUUUUAACCACAUCAGUGUAGCUUCUGCUUUCGUUGGCAGUUGCCUGUGUAUCGUUAUUAAAGCUGUUCUGUGCCAGUUUGAGCCAAAUGAAAACUACAUUUUUCCCCCCUCUCCUCUUUAUAUUUGUGUUGUACCUUUUUGUCAUGUUUUGUGAGUAGAAGCAGAUGCUUUUACUGACGUGUUGCACCAAAUGCCAGUGCCAGCAUCCACAUUUAAUUAUUAUUUUUUGAACAGAAAUAAAGUCCAACAUUUUCUCCA